This is a messenger RNA of Charadrius vociferus (killdeer), 240 nucleotides long. RefSeq names its product cyclin-dependent kinases regulatory subunit 2. Gene Ontology annotation, molecular function: cyclin-dependent protein serine/threonine kinase activator activity; protein kinase binding; histone binding. The record is from RefSeq and is a predicted model, not a curated record. Gene Ontology annotation, cellular component: cyclin-dependent protein kinase holoenzyme complex; SCF ubiquitin ligase complex. The transcript has 3 exons. Lineage: Eukaryota; Metazoa; Chordata; Aves; Charadriiformes; Charadriidae. The coding region runs from base 1 to 240 and encodes 79 amino acids. Gene Ontology annotation, biological process: regulation of mitotic cell cycle.
AUGGCUAAUAAGCAGAUCUACUAUUCCGACAAGUAUUUCGAUGAGCAGUACGAGUAUCGACAUGUGAUGCUGCCGAGAGAACUUUCAAAGCAAGUACCAAAAACUCAUCUAAUGUCUGAAGAGGAAUGGAGGCAACUUGGUGUUCAGCAAAGCCUUGGCUGGGUGCAUUACAUGAUCCAUGAGCCAGAGCCACAUAUUCUUCUCUUCAGAAGACCUCUUCCAAAGGAUGAGCGAAAAUGA